Messenger RNA from Prorocentrum cordatum, 315 nucleotides. The record is from the annotation of a GenBank genome assembly. NCBI's taxonomy places the organism in Eukaryota, Dinophyceae, Prorocentrales, Prorocentraceae.
AUGCGCGCUGGGGUCAGCGCGUGCGAAAAGGGAGAGCAGUGGCAGCGGGCGCUGGCGCUGCUGAGCGAGAUGUGGGAGGUGAAGCUGGAGCCGAACGUCAUCUUCAGCCACAGCGCUGGGAUCAGCGCGUGCGAGAAGUGCGAACAGUGGCAGCGGGCGCUGGCGCUGCUUGCGUGCGAGAAGGGCGAGCAGUGGCAGCGGGCGCUGGCGCUGCUGAGCGAGAUGUGGGAGGCGAAGCUGGAGCCCAACGUCAUCUUCAGCUACAGCGCUGGGAUCAGCGCGUGCGAUAAGGGCAGCGGGCGCUGGCGCUGCUGA